Molecule: messenger RNA, 1641 nt
Organism: Cornus florida
Lineage: Eukaryota; Viridiplantae; Streptophyta; Magnoliopsida; Cornales; Cornaceae
Exons: 2
Coding region: 357-1166 (269 amino acids)
Source: RefSeq, a predicted model, not a curated record
CGUACCGAUUUGCCAAAAUUGAACAAAACGACGCUGCACUUGUAUUUUAGCCCUUUUGAAUGGGUCUUCCAUGAUGUUCGAGUAGUUACGAAUAAAUGCAAAAGAAACAGUUUGUUUGAGCGUUUUUGAGUGAGAGAGAGAAUGUAGAAGGGUUUGUUCCUUUUUCCAGAGCGACUCUUCUCUGUCAUAAAGAAACCUCUGAAGUCGACGCGAGCAAUCGACAAGUGAGUUCACAUUCAGACUUGGGAAGAAGCUUGUGUUGAUGGCCAGUAGCAGACCAGCUGCCCUUUGAGUGGCCAAUUCUUCAACAUUCAAAGUGAUGUUCUCUCCAUAAUCAUUCGCUUUAUGCUAUCACAAUGUGGAACUUUGCAUCAAACUGCAUAGCUGGAAGCAUUGGACUUAAGAAAGACUUGGUAAAGUCAACUGAAGCUGCUUUAGAAUGCUCAGAUGAUGAAGUUUCUUCAACCAGCAGCAGGGAGGAGGGACUAGAAUGUCCGAUUUGCUGGGAAUCUUUCAACAUAGUUGAAAAUGUGCCCUAUGUUUUAUGGUGUGGCCAUACCCUUUGUAAAAAUUGCAUUCUAGGGCUGCAGUGGGCUGUUGUCAAAUUUCCCACUCUACCGAUUCAGCUUCCACUUUUUAUUUCCUGCCCAUGGUGCAAUCUCUUAUCCUUGCGUUUGGUUUAUAGAGGAAAUCUCAAGUUCCCUCGCAAGAACUUCUUCCUGCUCUGGAUGGUUGAGAGCAUGAAUGGUGAUAGAGUGAAGUCUCAUUCCACAUUCUGUGCCGAUCAUCAUUCAAUCUGUCCAUCAAACAGCAAAUUAUCACUGGGAAGUCAAGUCAGCCACCCUAUCUCCAGGAGGGGUCAGUAUAUUCGCUAUUCAGAUCCUUCUGGCACGAACCAUGAUAGUAAUCGUGUCAACAGUUACCACACCGUGGAGACCUUACAUUCUUCCAUUAGAAAAUCGCUGGCUUUCUUUGUUCGUUUGACAGCAAAGUUCCCACUGGUUCUCGUAUUCCUUCUGAUUGUCAUAUAUGCCAUACCUGCCUGUGCAGCCGUCUUAGCUUUGUAUGUUCUCGUCACUUUUCUGUUUGCUCUCCCGUCAUUUCUGAUUCUGUACUUUGCAUAUCCUAGUUUGGAUUGGCUGGUGAGGGAAAUUAUCACGACAUAAUACGCCAUAUUACUCACAGCCUGUAAGCCCUGUGAAUAGCAGUUUUCACUACAAAACGGUACUUCUCUACCGAAUCCCAUCAAUUUUAUAAUUUGUCGACUAGCCGACUACUGUUUCGUUUACUGUUAAAGCGAGUAAUCCUUUGAAUCUUCCCAUGUCAAAAAUGGUACUUCUCUACGGAUUCCUGUCAAUAUUGGAAUUUGCCAACUACAAUUCCAUUUUCUCCCCAGUGAUUGCUUCCUUUGCUUAAUUUGUUGGGAACCCGCAUUAUCCAACAAACAAAUAACGUCAUCUGCAGACAGAUAGUUGAGUUGUGCAUAAGAUGCAGCUGAAAAGUGAAUUGUAGUACUACAAGUUGAUUUCGGAGUGUAGCUUGUGUUCCUGUUUCUUGUAGAUUGAUGUUUAUAAACUGUGUUGUGUGAGUGCAGUUUGUUUAUUUGUUAACGUGGAUGCCAUGUGCUAAUAUUUCUGUUUC